AAGGCAAAACUCUCGAAUUUAAUAACGCGCUUUUUUGACUUUCCAUUUCAACACACACUGUAUAUACAUACAUACAAUCAUCAAUUCAUCAUAAUUAUAAUUUUUGCAAUAAUAGAAGCAUAUUUGGAUCCCCUCGUCCAUCUUUCGAUUUCACUUUCUCACUCUGAACGCUACUAGCACUGUCCUUAUAUGCUGCAGAAGCAUCGAGCUAGCUAUGUCGAGUAUGAAUCGUCAAUUGCGCUUAUCUUCGUAUCUAAUCAAGCGCUUGCAGCAGCACAACACCAUCACUGCUAAUGAAAUCGCGUCCAGAUCUUUCACCACCAGCGAGUGUCAUCGCCCUACCAUUGUUCAUAAGCGGAGCAUCGAUAUUCUUCACGAUCCUUGGUUCAAUAAGGGAACAGCUUUUUCCAUGACUGAGAGGGAUCGACUUGAUCUUCGUGGUCUCCUGCCUCCAAAUGUUAUGUCAAACGAACAGCAGAUUGACCGUUUUAUGGCAGAUUUGAAGAGGCUUGAAGUGAAUGCAAGGGAUGGACCAUCAGAUCCAUAUGCUUUGGCCAAAUGGCGGAUACUUAACCGCCUGCAUGACAGAAAUGAAACUAUGUACUACAAGGUUCUGAUUGCCAAUAUUGAAGAAUAUGCACCUAUAGUUUACACUCCAACAGUUGGCCUUGUUUGCCAGAACUAUAGUGGUUUGUUUAGAAGGCCUAGGGGAAUGUACUUUAGUGCUGCGGAUCGUGGAGAAAUGAUGUCCAUGGUGUACAAUUGGCCUGCUGAUCAGGUCGAUAUGAUUGUGGUAACUGAUGGAAGCAGAAUAUUGGGUCUUGGUGAUCUUGGAGUUCAGGGAAUUGGUAUUUCAAUAGGCAAGCUAGAUUUGUAUGUUGCAGCUGCUGGGAUAAAUCCUCAAAGAGUACUUCCUGUAAUGAUUGACGUGGGUACUAAUAAUGAGAAGCUUCUUAAAGAUCCUUUAUAUUUGGGACUGCAAGAACACCGUCUUGAUGGAGAUGAGUAUAUUGAAGUUGUUGAUGAAUUCAUGGAAGCUGUGUUUACUCGCUGGCCUCAUGUGAUUGUGCAGUUCGAAGAUUUUCAAAGCAAGUGGGCUUUCAAAUUAUUGCAGCGCUACAGAGACACCUAUAGAAUGUUUAAUGAUGAUGUCCAGGGAACAGCUGGAGUUGCAAUUGCUGGUCUAUUGGGAGCUGUAAGAGCACAAGGGAAAGCGAUGAUCAACUUUCCAAAGCAAAAAAUUGUUGUUGCCGGUGCUGGAAGUGCAGGAAUUGGUGUUCUUAAUGCUGCUAGGAAGACAAUGGCAAGGAUGUCAGGAAAUAAUGAGCUUGCUUAUGAGGGUGCCCGAAGCCAAUUUUGGGUAGUUGAUGCCAAGGGUUUAAUCACAGAGGAGCGAGAAGAUAUUGACCCUGAUGCGAAACCAUUUGCAAGGAAGUCGAACGAAGUUGGGCGCCAAGGACUGAAGGAAGGAGCAAGUCUUGCAGAAGUGGUACGAGAAGUGAAGCCUGAUGUACUUCUUGGUUUGUCAGCAGUGGGAGGAUUGUUUAAUAAGGAGGUUUUGGAGGCCUUUAAGAAUUCAACUUCGACCCGACCUGCAAUCUUUGCAAUGUCUAACCCGACAAAAAAUGCUGAGUGCACUCCGGAAGAGGCAUUUACUAUUGUAGGUGACAACAUUCUAUUCGCCAGUGGUAGCCCAUUUGGAAAUGUUGAUCUUGGAAAUGGUCAUAUUGGCCACUGCAAUCAAGGAAAUAAUAUGUACCUGUUUCCCGGGAUUGGACUUGGUACUCUGCUAUCUGGAGCUAGGGUUGUUUCAGAUGGCAUGCUACAGGCUGCAGCUGAGUGCCUAGCUGCAUACAUGACGGAAGAAGAGGUGCUCAAGGGGAUUAUAUUCCCUUCAAUAUCGAGCAUACGCGAAAUAACAAAAGAGGUAGCUGCUGCUGUGAUCAAGGAAGCUGUAGAAGAAGAUCUAGCAGAAGGAUAUCGUGAUAUGGACCCUCGAGAGCUCGGUAAACUGAACAAGGAAGAACUUGCUGCCUAUGUGAAAAAUAACAUGUGGAACCCGGAUUAUCCAACAUUAGUUUAUAGACAGGAAUGAGACAUAAUCAUCAAUUAACACAUACAGCCUUGCAAAAUGGAAAGCCGAAGACUCAAUUAGUGAAGGCUCGUGCAAAGAUAAAAACCGAACAGAUGGGAAUGCGACAUUACUUGACCGAUCUUUACGAUCACCAGCCUUACACAAAAUUAUGACAACAAUAUAUAGCGGUUGUAAUUCUUGUAACUGAAUGUCAGUUUUAUUUUGGUAAUAAUUAAACUACAGUUAUUUGUGACAUGUAGAAUAUAUUUUUGAGAAUGGUGUGAACAAAUAAAAUGUGUGGUUUGUAUA
This is a messenger RNA of Daucus carota subsp. sativus, 2383 nucleotides long. Its product is annotated as NAD-dependent malic enzyme 62 kDa isoform, mitochondrial. Bases 215 to 2095 code for a protein of 626 amino acids. The record is from RefSeq and is a predicted model, not a curated record. Gene Ontology annotation, molecular function: malate dehydrogenase (decarboxylating) (NAD+) activity; NAD binding. Gene Ontology annotation, cellular component: mitochondrion. The transcript is spliced from 19 exons. Lineage: Eukaryota; Viridiplantae; Streptophyta; Magnoliopsida; Apiales; Apiaceae. Gene Ontology annotation, biological process: malate metabolic process; pyruvate metabolic process.